Molecule: messenger RNA, 2940 nt
Organism: Tupaia belangeri chinensis (Chinese tree shrew)
Lineage: Eukaryota; Metazoa; Chordata; Mammalia; Scandentia; Tupaiidae
Product: vomeronasal type-2 receptor 116-like
Biological process (GO): G protein-coupled receptor signaling pathway
Cellular component (GO): plasma membrane
Molecular function (GO): G protein-coupled receptor activity
Source: RefSeq, a predicted model, not a curated record
AUGACCUUCCUGGACUUCGAAGACUCUUUGGAGAUGGCUCUGGUCUACAUAGCUCUCUGCUUGUCUGUUGUGACAGCUGUGGUUUUGGAGGUCUUUGUGAAGCAUCAAGACACUCCCAUAGUCAAGGCCAAUAACCAGGUUCUCAGCUUCAUCCUGCUCAUCUCCCUCCUGCUGUGCUUCCUCUGCUCCUUGCUCUUCAAUGGGAACUCUUUCAUUGACACAGACUCACACUCUGAGCCCAGAAGCCUCAUCAUCCUGUGCAACAAGGACUCAGUCACUGCCUUCUACUGUGUCCUGGGCUACCUGGGCUCCCUGGCCUUGGGGAGCUUCACAGUCACCUUCCUGCCCAUCUACCACAGCACCAAGGGGAAGGUCAUGGUGGCCGUGGAGGUCUUCUUUACCUUGGCCUCCAGUGCAGGGCUCCUGGACUGGAACUCUUUCAUUGACACAGACUCACACUCUGAGCCCAGAAGCCUCAUCAUCCUGUGCAACAAGGACUCAGUCACUGCCUUCUACUGUGUCCUGGGCUACCUGGGCUCCCUGGCCUUGGGGAGCUUCACAGUCACCUUCCUGCCCAUCUACCACAGCACCAAGGGGAAGGUCAUGGUGGCCGUGGAGGUCUUCUUUACCUUGGCCUCCAGUGCAGGGCUCCUGGACUGUACCUUUGCACUCAAGUGGUAUUGGAAGAACUACCAAUAUGUACUGGCCUUUCUCUUUGCCAUCGAGGAAAUCAACAAGAGCCCACAUCUACUCCCCAACCAUUCCCUGGGUUAUGAUCUCUACAAUACCUUUCCCAGUGACAGAAGGUCCUUGCAGGGUGCUGUGUUUGGGCUCUCUGGAGGGAAGCAGAGUCUCCCUAACUACAACUGCCAGACUCAGAAGCAGUCUCUUGCUAUCCUUGUGGGAACCACAUCAGCAUUGUCAUCCGAGAUUGGAACCCUUCUAGAGCUCUACAAAAUCCCACAGGUUAUUUCUUUUCUCAUUUAGGUCACAUAUGGUCCUUUUCAUACCAUGCUAAGUGAUAUAAAACAGUUUCCAUCACUUUAUCAGAUGGCCCCCAGGGACACCUUUCUGACCACUGGUAUUGUGCGGUUGUUGCUGCAUUUUGGAUGGGUGUGGGUGGCUCUCCUUGUAUCUGAUGAUAUACAAGGGGAUCAAUUUCUUCAGGAUCUGAAAGCAAAGAUGGUAAACAACGAGAUUUGCGUGGACUUUACACAAAAGCUCCCUGCCAUCACAGGGAAGGUUUGGAUCAUAGGAAAUCCAUCCCCAUCACAGUGGGAUGUUGUUUUUGAUGAUUUGGAUGACAAAUGGCACUAUUACCAUGGAAGCCUCUUGUUUUCAGACAACAAGAGGGAAAUCCCUGGCUUCAGACACUUUCUCAAGAGGCUUAACUUUUCCCAAUACCCAGAUGACUAUUACUUCACAAAAUUCUGGAUUGACAAGUUUUAUUGCUCACUUUCUGAAUUACAUUGUGGAAGAAUUGAAUGCUGUGAACCAAAUUCUUCCUUAGAGUUUAUGCCAGACAAAACUGACAUGAUGAGUGUGUCUGUUCCCAGUUAUUUUGUCUAUAGUGCUGUUAAUAUGGUGGCCCACGCCCUCCAUGAAAGGCUUUUAGAAAACCUAGAAGUGAUAUCUCUAGGAGAUGUAGACCAGCCUAUAAUUCCUCCCUGGCAGCUUCACCCAUUUCUAAGGAAAAUCCAAUUUACAAACGGCGCUGGGGACAACACAUCUUUAGAUGACAAGAACAACCACGUGACACAGUAUGACGUCCAGAACCUUGUGAGAUUCCCUGAUAAGAGUUGGGUGCUGGUUAAAGUAGGAGAGUUUUUCUCCAAGAGUUCACAUAAUCAAGACUUGGUCAUCAAUGAAGAGAUGAUAAAAUGGCCGGUUAUAUUCAGAGAGACUCCACAAUCUGUGUGUACCCAGAAAUGCAUCCCAGGAUUCAGGAAAACUUCACAGGAAGGAAGGCCCAUCUGCUGUUUUCUUUGUGUUUCAUGCUCAGAGACAGAUAUUUCCAACCAGACAGAUGCACCUCAGUGUAUGCAGUGUCCAGCUCAACAGUAUCCAAACAGUGAGAGAAGUCGCUGUCUCCCCAAGAAUCUAACCUUUCUGGGCUAUGAGGAUGCUUUGGGGAUGGUUCUGGGCUUCACAGCUCUGUGCCUCUCUCUGGUGACAGUUGUGGUUUUCGGGGUGUUUGUGAAGCACUGAGACACUCCCAUAGUCAAGGCCAAUAACCGGGCUCUCAGUUUCAUCCUGCUCAUUUCUCUCCUCCCAUGCUUCCUCUCCUCCUUCCUCUUCAUUGGCCGUCCCAACACAGCCACCUGCAUCCUCCAACAGGUCACAUUUGCACUUGCAUUCACUGUGGCAAUUUCCACCGUUUUGGCCAAAACCAUGACUGUGAUUUUGGCAUUCAAAGCUACAAUGCCCAGAAGAAUACUGAGAUACUUGCUGCUGUCAGGGGCCUCUAACACUGUAAUUCUCAUCUUCUCCCUGAUCCAAGUGAUUAUCUGUACAAUCUGGCUGGGAUCCUCUCCCCCUUUUGUUGACACAGACUCGCACUCUGAGCCCGAAGCCUCCUCAUUCAUCAUCGUGUGCAACAAGGGCUCAGUCACUGCCUUCCACUGUGUGCUGGGCUACCUGGGCUCCUUGGCCCUGGGGAGCUUCGCGGUGGCCUUCCUGGCCAGGAACCUGCCUGACACGUUCAAUGAGGCCAAGUUCCUCACAUUUAGCAUGCUGCUGUUCUGCAGUGUCUGGGUCACCUUCCUGCCCGUCUACCACAGCACUAAGGGUAAGGUUAUGGUGGCCGUGGAGGUCUUCUCUAUCUUGGCCUCCAGUGCAGGGCUCCUGGGCUGUAUCUUUGCCCCAAAGUGCUACAUUAUUCUGGUAAGACCCAGUAAGAACUCUCUGAAAGGUUUUAAAAAGAAAUGUCAGAGUAAAUAA